Molecule: messenger RNA, 1043 nt
Organism: Aspergillus ochraceoroseus IBT 24754
Lineage: Eukaryota; Fungi; Ascomycota; Eurotiomycetes; Eurotiales; Aspergillaceae
Product: putative glyoxalase family protein
Exons: 3
Coding region: 446-856 (136 amino acids)
Source: RefSeq, a predicted model, not a curated record
UGGAUUUUCAUUCCGUGGCUGAUCUGAUUCUUCCAAGAUGACUCUGUGCGGAUCCUACAAGUUAUGUACUCCGUAGAUGGACUUGGGAUUCCGGAAUAAGUUCCGCUUCUAAUUUUCACUUACCCACUUAAUUCGACUCCCAUUUGGGGGAUUUUCUUUUUUUCUUUUUUUGAUCGGAAAUCCAGGAGAUUGGCUGGACUGCUUCUAAUGCCACCUUUAGAGAUGCCGAUGAUGGUACUCCGUACCUAGAUAGAUAGAUAGGUAGGUAGGUAGGUAGGUAGGUAGGCAGGUUCCAGUGCGGGGGUGCAGUCCAGCCACUGACUCGUCGGAUAUUCUUGCUCUUUCUCACACUGUGCCUUGGAAUUCAACCUUCAAUAUUCUCUGCUCCCUCCGUAUUCCUUCAUUUUUCUGUGCAAUACUCCUUCUCGUUCUAUAUACUGGGGAAAUGAUUACGGGAUUGGCACACAUCAAUCUCCUGGUCCCUCCGGGCACACUGGACCAGGCGGAUGACUUUUAUAGCCAGACUCUUGGGCUGACAUCUGCCCCAGUCCCACAGUCACAGAAGGGCACACUUCUCUGGUUCGAUAUCGCAGACUCCGGUCAACAAGUGCAUGUCGCGUUGGGGACGAAUGAAUCGCAAUCAUCGCGCCGUCACCCGUGCUUCAAGGUGGAAUCCUUGGAUAAGCUCAUACAAUUGCAACAACGGAUAUGGGAACACUACGAGAAAGGAGGCGCCGCUGCGCCUUUGGAAGCCGAUAAGCCGGGAGUUCAGAAUUCAGGGUCGCAAGGAGUCGAAUAUCCCACUCGAUUCUUUGCUAGGGAUUUUGCUGGAAACCGGUUGGAAUUCAGUCUCUAGAGAUUAUCUUUCCCCGCCCCCACUUGGAAUGCUGUUUCUAGCGUGGCGUAGAUGAGAAUCUGCGGACCAAUAUCAUACUGUAAUCAGCUAGAAAUGGACGUCUUGACAGCUUUUUAGCUGGACGGUAAAGUUGACAGGAUCAUACGGCAAUGCAUUUCUCCAAAGCAAAUCUCUCAUUUCGAUUCAG